Zasmidium cellare ATCC 36951 is the source of this 1068-nucleotide messenger RNA. RefSeq lists its product as uncharacterized. The record is from RefSeq and is a predicted model, not a curated record. Bases 1 to 1068 code for a protein of 355 amino acids. The transcript is spliced from 3 exons. NCBI's taxonomy places the organism in Eukaryota, Fungi, Ascomycota, Dothideomycetes, Mycosphaerellales, Mycosphaerellaceae.
AUGGCAGAGACCAGCGCCCAACAACAGCAGUACCCCGACCUCAACCCUUACACCUCCUCCAACGGCAACGGAUCGGUCGAGCAGACCAAGAACGCCAUCCUGAACAACGCCCAAUCCACAAUGGACAGCAUCAAGAACUCCGAAACCGUCCAGUCCAUCGCCAACGGCCCCUUGGCGGACAAGGCUCGCGUCGAGGCCGACACCACCAAGACCGAGUUCACCAACCUCGCCGCCGCGCGCCAGACGCCUCAAUCCCAGACCGCCAACGGCCAGGAGCUCACACACUACCACUCCUUCUUCUACAACCUGCUCUCCUGGGAGAACCCGCGCGCCACGGCUAUCAGCUAUGUCACCAUCGUCACCCUCAUCUUCGCCACGCGCUACCUCCCCGUCACUAGAUUUGCGCUCAAGGGUCUCUACGUUCUGUUGGGAUGUACCGCAGCAGCGGAGGCUGUCGGCAAGCUCGUCCUCGGUGAGGGUAUUGCCAGCAAGAUGAGGCCGAAGCGAUACUACACCUUCCCCCGCGAGACUCUCGAGGCUGUGUUGGGAGACAUUGAAGAGCUCAUCAACUUCUUUGUUAUCGAGUUCCAGCGCAUUGUCUUUGCCGAGAACAUCUACGCCACCAUCUUGGCAUUCGUCACCACCUUCCUCUCGUACUUCCUCAUCAAGAUCAUGCCAUCCUGGGGUCUUGCUCUCUUCUUCACCACGGCCGCCUACUUCGUGCCCCUUGCCUACAUCAGCAACAAGGAGUUCAUCGACCACCACUUGAACAACGCCCAGAACAUCGCUUCUGAGCAGGCCAGCCAGCUUCGAGGCAUUGUUGCAGAGCACACGAACAAGACGGUGGAGUUGAGCCAGAGCGCGAUCAAGGAGUACACUGCCAAGGCGCAAGAUUUGAUCGGUCAGGGCAAGCAGGUCGCUGUGGAGAAGGGUGCUGUUAAGCAGGAGACCGCCGACAAGGUAGCACCAGUCAACAGCUCGGACUUCCCAACCGCUCCCAAGCAGGAGCCAACUGUUCCUGAGACUGUGCAUGCAGAGGAGAAGAAGGCUGAGGCCGUCGCUAUCUAA